UACAAUCUACAUCCGUGAUUCGUGUCAAAUGUCAAAGUCAAAUCCGCCAGUCAUCUAAAUCAAAAUAAAUAAUCAACUUAUUAUAAUCAAAAUCAAAAUCAUCUGUGUCUUUGUUUACAUUCAUUUCACGAUUUAUUACCUGAAAAUUUUAAAUAAUACCUUCGUUUAUGAGAACCUACCAAAUGGCUACCGUUUUGAAUCCCAGCAUCGUUAAACAACCUUUCAAAGUCAUUGAAAUACCAUUGAGAAAAUUCUCUGAUGAAGUAGUGCCCCACCAUCAAAACAAUUAUGAGCAAUAUAAAGCAACCAUAAACAAAAUUAUUGUGCCUAUUCAUAAAAUAUACCCUGGUUUUUUCUUGAACAAUGAAAGCAACUCCAAAAGCACCUACCCAAGGUAGGUACUACCUCCACCUAGUACAGAAAGAAGUCUCUCAAGAUCUGAAAACUCAAGUUAUUCCAUAUAUUUUAGCACCACAGUGGAGAUCAAGGAGUGGUGAAGUUGGGUUGGGAGUUGAUAUCAGUCAGUGAUGCUGAACAACUUAAAAAAGAAACCAAGGAUAAGAAAAGGACUAUAAAACAGCUAAGGGAUCUUAUGUAUGAAUUAGAUACUCUGAGGACACAAGUAGAAGAUGAAGAUCUUGAUAAGUUUGACUCAAAAACAUUAUCAUUGCGAAAAAUUUUAAUAAAUCUAGUCAGUGGAUAUUCAGAAUUAGAAAAAGCAGCCAAUAAAAUCGAAAUUAGUCAAACAGAACCAAGCUCUAAAUCAAUGAAUGAAAACAGCCAUCCUUUUGAAGAAGCUAGUCAAAUACAAAUAUUCGAGAAUAUCGAUGAACUGAAAUUGAAAGAGCAACAAGAGCAACUAUCACAUGUAGAGAGCAUCCACAGGGAUGUGGAAGACCUUCAUGAGAUGUACCAAAAUCUCAAUGGAAUCAUCGAUAAACAAGGAGACGACGUUGAGAAUGUGGCAAGGAAUGUUGAUGAAGUACAACAAAAUGUCGAAAGUGGAACAAACCAUUUGAGGAAAGCUCAUAAAUUAACGGCAGUUGCCUAUCCAGUUACAGGAGCUUUCCUUGGUGGCAUCAUUGGGGGUCCCAUCGGAUUAGUAGCUGGACUUAAAGUAGGUGGGAUAGCAGCAUUAGGAUGCGCCAUUGCUGGCUACACUGGUGGUAAGUGGAUCAAGAAAAAGAAUGAGAAUGUGGAAUGCGAGAUGGCGAGUGAAGAAAAGACAGAAGAAUCAGAGAGCGACGGUACAUCACAUAAGAAGAAAAUUUGACACCAGUGUUAUUUAUGCUAAUUUGAAUUAGGGACAUUGAAGUGAAACUUGUUAGCAUUUCCAAGGUUGUUAGACUUUCAGGAGUGCAUAUAGAGACCUAACUUUUUGAGUUAGGUGAUCUUUGAUGACAUUGAAACAUUUCUAGAAAGGAAUUUACAUUUGGUUAUCCCAUAUUUCCAUGCUUGUUAUCUUGAAAUACACUAUAUUUUUUUCCAAGAUCCUAUGCUAAUUUUUUUGUAACAUAUAUCUUUCACAAUGAGAUAAAUAAAUUAGAAACAGUUAAAUAGUUGA
Molecule: messenger RNA, 1564 nt
Organism: Phaedon cochleariae (mustard beetle)
Lineage: Eukaryota; Metazoa; Arthropoda; Insecta; Coleoptera; Chrysomelidae
Source: the annotation of a GenBank genome assembly